GCACAUCUCCCAGAUCUCAUCUACAGAAGGAGAUCUCUUGAAUUUAUAGUAGAAAUGAUGGAUCCUCUAUCAUUGAGUGUCAAUCUAUCACCUGUCGUUCUCAGAACUCUCGUACGACAUCUCAUCAAGAAGCGCAACAAAGAGGAUAAGCGUGAAGUGGAUGAUCCAAAUGAUGAGUAUGCAUUUGACCAGACAUUUAAGCUAACGAGAGCUUUCCUCGAUAUUGCAAUGAAUCACCCCGUCGAAGAUCUUCAGAAUCUGGGAUCCACAUAUGUUCCACCACCAUUUUGGGUGCACAAUGUACCUGUAACAGUCCCGAUGAGCAUUUGCAAUGAUGCGGCCGAGCACCUUAUCAAAGCAUUUGGUGGUGAGGAGCCUAUGCGUGCCGCUGUCGGCGGCACACGCUGGUGGCAAGUCCGACCAACUGCCGGACUACCAGCCGAGUGGAUAUGUAUGAAAAGUGAUAGGAAGCUGGCUACUAGGCAUAACAAACUAAAAGUACGCGAGCAGCCAAAGGAUCCACUCACCCCACAAUUUUUUCAAGACAUCGAGGGUCUACCCCGCACAAUUCUCUAUGUUCAUGGUGGUGCAUACUACUGGGGAUCUAUAAACACCCACAGAUAUUUAAUCUGGCGUAUGGCACGCAAAAUGCGCGGAAAAGCAUUCGCGGUCAGCUAUAGAUUAUCACCACAAUAUGGAUUCCCUUGUGCGCUGCAUGAUGUUUUAAGCGCGUACCUAUAUCUCCUUUAUCCACCCGAAGGUGCACCACAUAAGGCUGUCGAUCCAGCAAACUUGAUUUUCGCAGGUGACAGUGCUGGUGGUGGACUCCUACUUUCAUUAUUACUCAUUAUACGUGACUUAGGGCUACCACUUCCUGCUGGUUCAAUCCAUAUCUCCCCAUGGUGUGACCUCUCGCACAGUUUCCCAUCAGUGCUUCAAAACUACGAGACGGAUGUAAUACCUAAGUAUGGAUUCGUGCACAAACCUUCAACACUAUGGCCACCACCAAGCGAAGAUCUCUUACAAAGAACACGCGAGCACAUUAAAUCAUCGACGCUGAGAUCCACUUCCCCUCUAAAGGGUCUCGGUACAGCAGCGUCCCACAAAGCUGAGAAAGGGCGGAGGAAAGAAGAAACAAAUGCUGCAAUCAACGCUGAGCAUGGUCGUGAGAGAAUGGAUAUUCCUCGAGAAGUGCCUACAGUCGACAUAAAUGGCAAAACAGUGGAACUCAAAGGACAAAUACAGAUGUAUGCAACAAACGAGCAAGUUGGUCAUCCUUACGUGUCGCCAGUAUUAGCCCAUCUGGGCGGUCUUUGUCCAUUGUUCAUCAUGGCUAGCGACGGCGAGCUCCUUCGGGAUGAAGCAAUAUAUGUCGCCCACAAAGCUGCCCGUCCUGACGAAUUCGAGUAUAAAGAGGACGCUAAACGUCGGUUACCAAGUAUGAACGGAAUAGAAGGUCGAUACGGUCCAACGAAAGUACAUUUACAGGCAUAUGACAAAAUGUGUCACGAUCUCCCGCUUUUCAGCAUGGUCACGCCAGCAAAAUACGCAUAUAGAGCUAUGGCGGCGUUCUGCUUCCACGUAACGAAAGAUAAGGCUGCACAGCCAUCACCUGCAAUCAAACCAGCACACAAUGGUAUGACAAUGUCAGACUUUGAGUUAGACAAUCCGCUGGAAAUGCCACCGACGCCAUCAUCAGGAUUAGCAUCACCAACAAAGCUGCCAGAAGCUAAGUCACCGCGGAGAAAGUUCUCCUUGUUAGGAUUAAGAAAUGAGGGUGCAGGGUCAAGUGAUAUGAGCAGUCCAGUCACUUCAAAUGGCUCUCAAGACAAUGCGCCAUCGAGUGAUGCAGAGAGACCGAUAAAAGCAGGUCCAGGUACGGCUGGACAUAUAGCAGUCUACGACGAAGCCACUGCUUUCAAAGAUGGCAACAUGAUUAGAGAGAGAGUCUCCAUGGGUGGGGUAACAAGACCAAUGGAACCACCAGAAGAGUUAGAGUAUCUCCGUAUGUCUGUAAACGAAGUGGGAGUUUUCAAACCGGACGCAGUGAAGCGCUAUAUAGAAGGAAUGGAAAGCUGGAACACCAAGUUCAAACAUGCAGCUAAGAACGUUGAAAGGCAGCGCGAAAAGAGUCUCAGAGAGUCACAUAUACAUGCUGAAAAGAUGAUGAAAGAGAAUGAUGACAUAUUUGACAUUCCUGAAGUGACAUGGCGUUGGCAGUGGGCGCUUGAGAAUGAGAAGCCACCACCAGCGAGCAUUGUUGCUCGAAGAGACACUCAGGAAGCCCGUAGAUUGGUAGAGCUCGUUGAUAAAGUUGACAACAAGCACGCAAGUAAGACUGUCAACCUGUGGACAUUGAUAGUACACCUCCUUAGUCCGCAGAAGAGUAAAUAUGGCGUCAAUGAUGAAGAUGAAGUUGGGCCAUGGACGAGAGAUAUCGAAGAGCUAAAGAAGAAGUAUCAGACGGAUGAAAAGGGUGAGGUAAUACCGGAGGAAGUUAGUGCAGACGAGGAGAACAACUUUGACAACAAGAAAGAGGCAUGGAUGAAGAGCCAAGUGAAAGACGAAUGAAAUGUGUAUUUUUAGCAUAUGUAGAUGGUAUUAAUGUAAUUAGAUCUCAUAAAUGUCAGAAAGAUAGUAGAG
Molecule: messenger RNA, 2643 nt
Organism: Wallemia mellicola CBS 633.66
Lineage: Eukaryota; Fungi; Basidiomycota; Wallemiomycetes; Wallemiales; Wallemiaceae
Product: alpha/beta-hydrolase
Exons: 6
Coding region: 55-2571 (838 amino acids)
Molecular function (GO): hydrolase activity
Source: RefSeq, a predicted model, not a curated record